AUGUUGGCAGAGCCCGAGAAAGAGUCUGAUGUAGCCCUGGACUCCUACAGGUGUCAGUGGUUAAAUGUGGUCUCCUCCAGCCAGCCGGGCGCCUGGAGGGCCAUGUGCGUGAGGACCACUGAGAUAACCUGCCAUGAAGACAUCCACCUCCACCCAGCUCUGACCCUCCGGAACCUUCUGCCUUACAGCAUCAGAUAUCUACUGGAGGGCUCAGCAGAGUUCCAUGAGCUCCAGGAGGGCAGCACGGCAGACGUCCUGAACGCCCGUAUAGGAGGUGAGAUCAUGGAGAUGGUCCUGGUUAAAUACCAGGGUCGGAACUGGUCCGGACGUAUCCGUAUCGCCCAGGACAUGCAGGAGUUCUUCCCCGUGUGCUUCACCUGCGACUCGGCCCAGGAGCUGAGCGUGGACCUGAGCGUGCACGUGGCGCGGCUGCAUGGACGUCUGACGCUGGCCGUGUUCAGCCCGUACUGGAUCGUCAAUAAGACGUCCAGGGUUCUGCAGUACCGCGCGGAGGACGUCUCCGUCAAACACGCGUCGGACUUCAGGGACGCGUCCUCUUCUCCUUCAAGAAAAAGAACAUCUUCAGCAAGAACAAGCUGCAGCUCUGUGUGUCCACCAGUUCCUGGUCUGAUGGCUUCUCAUUGGAUACGGUGGGGAGUUAUGGGUGUGUCAGAUGCCCUGCCAACACCAUGGACUAUCUGGUUGGCGUCAGCAUUCAGAUGAGUAGUUUCAACCUGACCAAGAUGGUGACCAUGAGUCCGUUCUUCACGCUGGUCAACAAGUCUUCCUACGAGCUGGAGGUGGGAGAGGUGCAGACAGAGGAGGGCAGCGUCAAUGGGAAGUGGCACUACAUCUCCUCU
This is a messenger RNA of Oncorhynchus keta (chum salmon), 860 nucleotides long. RefSeq names its product intermembrane lipid transfer protein VPS13C-like. The record is from RefSeq and is a predicted model, not a curated record. Gene Ontology annotation, cellular component: extrinsic component of membrane. The transcript is spliced from 6 exons. Lineage: Eukaryota; Metazoa; Chordata; Actinopteri; Salmoniformes; Salmonidae. The coding region runs from base 1 to 723 and encodes 240 amino acids. Gene Ontology annotation, biological process: mitochondrion organization; protein retention in Golgi apparatus; protein targeting to vacuole.